GCCUCCAGUGGACUUAUGCAUACGUUAAUUUUAUGGAUUUUUUUUCUGUUUUUAUGUUGUGGGUAAAACCUGAAUAUGAAGAGUGGGGUCAAUAGAAAUUAGAUAUAUAUACUGUUGACUGCUGAUAUAGUAUUUCAGUGUACUUAAAUAAUAAAUGUUCAUGAGCAGAAUUGGAGUGGAUUAUGUGUAGCGAAAAGAAAUUGUAAUGAAUGGAUGGAUCUCGCAUGUGCUUGUGCUUGAUCGCUAUUUUCUUUGUGAUUAUGAAUGAAUGCACUUGCCACGAAUCAAUAUAAAGAUCGUGAAAUUAUUUACUGAUACAACACAGUGCCGUAAGUGUGUUUGUUGAGAGACAUCGCUUGACAUUCAUUGUGAUUAUUUUUCGUGUUCUUUACAUUAGUUACAGUGUUCAGUGGAUAUUGAAGAGUUAAAAUUUUCGGCAUUCCGGAUAUAAUUUCGUUUAGACACGUUCGAUAAUUCCAUGUACAUGUUUUAGGUCAAUUCACGGUUUCAUGAGUACCGAUAAAAGUCUACCCAAUGGUAACGCGACACCGCUACUCAUAAAUGGAGACGGCAGAGCCUCAGUUCAUAAGAUUGGGCUCGGCGGUCGGCAUGGCCCGUCCAAUACUGCAGACGACAGUCUCGCAUCGGAAGGUCGCUGUUCCGCCUGUCUGAGGCGCGUGAGCGGGGGCAUUGUCGAUUGGUUGGAGAACUGUUUCUACAGAUUAGGUAAAUUAGUGGCGCGUAACCCCUGGAAGUUUCUUGUCACGUGCGUUGUCGUGUGCGGCGUGGCGGGAAUCGGGCUGACCAAGUGGCACGAGGAAACUGAGUACGUCAAGGUGUGGCUACCACGGGGUUCCCGGAUGUACGAAGAACACGAAUGGGUGAUGAAGAACUUUCCAGAGAGUAUCCGCUACGAGGCGAUUAUAAUUCAGGACGAGAAUGUCCUCUCGCCCCAGUCAGUAAAUGCUAUUUUUGACAUUUAUCAACGUGCCAAACAAUUCGCCAUCAUCAACAACAGCUCAUUGGAAGAAAUAUGUAUAAAAACGGGCCCGGUGUGUCGGGUUAACAGUAUAUUAGAGUUAUGGGCCUACAACGAAACUGUGAUCAGGGCUCUAACGUCGCCAGAUAUCUUAAAUAUCAUCAACCAACCAAUCAUUGUAAGCCCUCUGUAUCGUAAUACCAUAAAUAUAGACAAGAUCUUAGGUGAUAUACAGCGUGACAACAACAGUUACGUCAUCGGUGCGCGCGCAACUACCAUGUUUUGGUACCUUAAGAAAAACGAUUCAUGUAAGGCAGAGGCGUUAGACUGGGAGAAACGCCUGAUUGAACUCAUUAACGAACAUGGUCACCGGGACCUGGAUGACAUGUACAUCUACACAGCACGAACAUUUGAUGACGAAGCUAUUGGUGCGUUGGCAACUGACUUAAAUCGCUUGUCGAUUGGGUUCUGUCUGGUUUUCAUUUACCUCGCAUUUACUGUCAGUAAAUAUAGCUGUAUAGAGCAAAAGGUAUUCUUGGCCAUCGCAGGCCUCCUUAGCAUCGGCAUGGCCAUCGUGUUCACGUACGGAGUCGGCUUUGCCACGGGCAUCAUGUUCGGACCCAUACACCAGAUCACGCCUUUUAUGCUCCUUGGUAUCGGCGUGGAUGACAUGUUCGUGAUCAUGGAGUCCAUACGGCAGCUGUCACCCCAGGAGCGGGCCCUGUGUGUUGAGGAGAGGAUAGGACUCGCCCUAAAGCACGCGGGAGUUUCUAUCACCGUCACCUCCAUCACCGACAUCGUGGCCUUUGCCAUUGGCGGCUCUACAGUGAUUCCAUCUCUCAGCACGUUCUGUGUGUAUGCGGCGAUUGGCGUGCUGGCCCUGUACAUUCUCCAGGCGACGUUCUUUGUGGCAUGCGUCACGUUUGAUGAGCGACGUAUCGACGCCAAGAGGAAUGCCUGUUGCAUGUGCGUCAAGCACGACGCCAAUUACAAACCAGGAAAAUAUUACAACUUCAGUAUUCAGCACGAGUUUAUGAGGCGUUUUUGGGGACCAUUCCUGACAAAGACACCGGUGAAGGCGGGAGUCAUUAUUAUUGCUGUCGGCCUGUCGGCUCUCAACAUCUGGAGUUUCCUGCGUCUCAAGCAAGAUUUCGACCCGACCAUGUACCUUCCCUCUGACUCGUACUCCCAAAAGUACGUGAAGGCUGACCGGGAGUACUUUCCGGACGACGGCGUCUUCGUCCAGCUCUAUUGCGAUCAAAUUAAUUAUAAUGAAAAUAUUGACACCUUAAGAGACAUGUACGACACGUUGAAGACAAUGAAAACCGUUCAAUCGUCGACAGUGGAUUUCUGGUUAGCGAGCUUUCUAGAAUGGCAAUCGUCCCAAGCGGGCAAGGUUAUGGUCAAUCCGCAAAUACCCGAUGUGAUGUUGAAUAUGACAUAUAAGGCGAUGGAUUUUCAAUAUAGUCCUGGACCAAAAGCCGGAACCACAGACCUCCUUCUCCAACUUCUCUAUUUCCUGACGACGGACAACGGGAGAGUCUACUGGCGGUUCCUUCGCUUUGAUAACAUGACAAAACCAACGAAAAUUCUGGCAUCAGCUCUGACAUUCCGACACAUUAAGUGCACGUCGGCGAUAUGCAACAUACAAGCGAUGGAUGAAAUGAUUGACAUGGUGGAUAAUCUGAAGUUCAAUGGUGGCGGCCAGUGUUUCGUGUACUCCAAUCCACAAUAUAUGUUCAACGAAACCAAUAAGGUGUUGAAACUUGAGCUGUACCGGAACCUAUUGCUGGCGGCAGUGUGCGUAUUCGUGGUCACCCUCAUCCUCAUCGCCAACCUCUGGACCAGCGUCCUCGUCUUCCUAUGUGUCGUCUUCACCGUGAUUGACGUUGCUGGAACCAUGCAGUUCUGGGAUAUCUCCAUCGACACCGCUUCUAGUGUGCUUCUCAUCCUGUGCGUCGGUCUGGCAGUGGACUACUCCGCGCACGUGGGUCACACGUUUAUGACACAUAUCGGCUCCAAAAAUGAGAGGACAAUGAAAACUCUGGUUCACAUUGGUCCUGCUGUAUUCAGUGGAGGUUUCAGCACAUUCCUGGCUUUCUUGCUGCUCUUCAACAGUAUCAGCUAUGGAUUCACGCUUUUCUUCAGGAUUUUUACAAGCGUAGUUAUUUUUGGGCUGUUCCACGGUCUGGUGUUUCUGCCGGUGAUCCUCAGCAUUGUGGGACCGGAGCCAUACGACAGACGCUUCCUGUCGCCCCUGGAUACCCAUCCCAACAAUAUCAAUGUUGAUAUGGACUAUGAACUACGUGUUACGAACAACCGUGAUGAUAAAAAAUUGAAUAAUAUGGAAGUAGUACCGUUAAGACCUCGAGAUGUAUCUAUGCUGGAUAUCUUCUGUAAAGAGUUUCCACGAACAGAGAAUGGACAUAUGUGCAAUUAUAGUAGAGAUAUACCGAUGGACGAUAGUGACUCGCAUGCAAACGAAUAUAUACAAAAUCCAAGGUACUCGGGCUCCUACUACGAGCAGCUCUCUACCGGGUCUCUCGUCGAGAUACCGUAUCUGGGCCCGGACUCUCCAGACAGACCCACCGCGGAACCCCGGGGAACCUGACGGCUAGAUAACACACGCGCUCAAUGAUCUCUACCAUCGGGUGAAACACUCAUGAGGGCCAACUGUUUUCUGUGUUCAAGCUGAAUACAACUGAAGGUGACAUAAACGACGGGAAAAUGCAACAAAUGUCGCAUGGGAUGAACACUUUAUGAGAUUUAUUUUAUUUAAGACAGGUGCAGUUCUGCAAAUGGAUUUGGAGCCGGUUCUAAAAUGUUUAAUUCAUUCUACGUACUUAGUAAUGUUCAAAACAAAGCAUGUACAACACCUUUUCAUUUAACUGGAUUAAUUGAUAAGCAUCAUCAACAUUCCUAAUUACUCGGUUAAAGUAACUUAGAUUAACAUUUGAGUUGUACAGUGCAAUUUUAAGCAAAUAAAUAUUUGAAUGACA
This is a messenger RNA of Dreissena polymorpha, 3978 nucleotides long. Its product is annotated as patched domain-containing protein 3-like. The coding region runs from base 510 to 3590 and encodes 1026 amino acids. The record is from RefSeq and is a predicted model, not a curated record. NCBI's taxonomy places the organism in Eukaryota, Metazoa, Mollusca, Bivalvia, Myida, Dreissenidae. The transcript has 22 exons. Gene Ontology annotation, cellular component: membrane.